AGUACUGUUCUUUUCAGUUCAACCAAAAAAACUUCUUCAACCCAGUGUACUCAAUGAUAAGUAUCUCCUCACAUCUUUUAUUUUGUAACUUUUUUAUUUGUAGAUGAUGUCAUUCAACUAUUUAUGCAUGUGGUAUAUUAUUGAUGAAAACUUUUGGUCAAAGGUUGAAUCAAACUCAAGAAAACAGUUGAAUUUGGUAGUUUUUAUACUGGAUAUUUUUAGUUAUGUUGACUAACUUUAACUAGUUAUAUACUAUUGGAAUUUUAAAACAAUUCAUAUAUUUUGAAUACUUCUGUUAAUUUUCAAUAGUUUUUUUAUAUCUAAGUGAUUUCAGACAUUUGACAUAAUCCGAUCCUGACCAAUCUCAGAGAAUUGAAUCAAACUGAACCCAACCCAACUUGAAAAAAAAAGCAUAUGAGAAUAAGACAUGAAGAGUUUGAUAAUUUCAUAUCAAUUUUUUUUAACUCGAUACUUUUGAAUAUUUUAAGAUAAUCUGGAUGUUUAUUUGGAUCUGAACAGUUUAGAUACUUUUGAAUACUUUCAAAUAGUUUGGAUAUUUUAAGUGAUCUCAAGUAUUAUAUAAAAUCUGAUCAAAACCUAAACUAUAUAAAAUAGAAACACACGAAAACUGAAAAUACAUAAAUAGUUGAACUUUUAAACAUAGAACUUAAAAUCCGAAAAUUUGGAAAACCCUAUCUGAAUCACUAGGAGCUCAGUUGACGUGUGUAAAUAUAGUUGCAGGGACGUGUAGGGUUUGUAUUUUUUCAAAAAUUUCGAAAUUGUACCUCUUUUGGGACUAGAAAAUUCUGCAGUAUUUUUGAUUAAAUAUUUAAACCCAGAGUCGGCUAGCUCUUGGAACGUGAGGGAGGAGCAAAAAAUUAGGUCCAUCUUUUUUUCCAUUUUUAUUCUAUAAUAAAGGUCCUUUUGUAGCAAAGGAUCUAUACAUAUGCAUAAAUUAGUCAACCAUAUAUAUUAUGUCAAGGUCCAUCAAAAUUUUGAGCCGGGCCUGUGUAAACCGUGAUUACAUUAUUUGCGUAGACAUUUAAUUAGUUACUUGUUUAUAUGAUAUGCAUAUGAUAAUGCUAAAUCUCACAAGGAUAACAACAUGAUUAGGAUUCCAAAAAAUAAGGGAAAAAGGAAAACAAAACUCCACCCUGGUAUAGGAAGUCUGAUAUAAAAUUCCAAAUACUUUUAUUUAUAACUGAAAAUUUAUUUUUCGAUAUUUCUUUUGGUAGUAACAAGCAAAAACUUAGCCAGAGGAUGGAUGAUAUUGAUAUAGCUAUCCUUGAGCUCACCAUCUUCAUGUUCAUGAUCAUAUGUUGUUGCUGUUGCUGUCGUACUGGUCCCGUUGAGUUACCUCCCCAGUUAAUCGACAAAACUCCACAGACUCAACAAGACAUUGAAACCGGACAGAUAAAGGGCAUACUGUUCAAAGAUAUCAAAGAGAAAGAAGAAGAAGAAGGGUGUGGUAAACGUUGUUGUCCAAUUUGUUUGGAAGAGUACGAGGAUGAUCAUGAGAUUAGGCGUUUGGAGAAGUGUAGACAUGUGUUUCAUCGUUUUUGCAUUGAUUCUUGGCUUCAACAGAAACAAAACUGUCCAAGUUGUCGUCGUUCUGUUUGAUUUUAUUAACAAAGUAAAUACCAGAGAUUAGAUCUUGUAACUUUUAUUACUCAUUGAAGAAGACUAUCAAUAGUUUACAUUAAAACGUUCUAGUCGAAGGUUGAAAAGAUAAAUUCAAGUUAACUUUGAAGCUAUUUUUUUUUUUAUAUUAGGGCAAGAAACAAAGAAACUGCAUGGACUAUAGGACUCUUUAGUGAUUUCUUCUUCUCAACAGAUAUCUAAGUGACGGCCGUGCCACCUCAACAAGCGAUGUUUAUGCCUUUGGUGUUGUUCUUUAAUUUUGAGAUUGUUUGUGGAAGAGAAGUUGUUAUAAGAACAGAGACAGUGGGAACAAAGAAUCCAGAAAGACGUCCAUUGGCGUCUAUUGUAAGUUCUUGGAGUUUACACAAUACUGAACCUUUACACUUCUUUGAUGCAACAUUUAUUUCUAAAUCAUUGUUUGUUGUUGUUGUAGAUGUUAGCGCUAAGGAACUCACCAGACUCUAUGAACAUGUGUUUGAAGGAGUUUAUCGAUCCCAACAUGAUGGAUUUAUACCCGCAUGACUGUUUGUUCAAGGUGAUACUAAGAAAUGAAAUGCUUAGUAGUUUGAACAAUGUAGUAACCAUAUG
Messenger RNA from Brassica rapa (field mustard), 2229 nucleotides. Its product is annotated as RING-H2 finger protein ATL1. Lineage: Eukaryota; Viridiplantae; Streptophyta; Magnoliopsida; Brassicales; Brassicaceae. The record is from RefSeq and is a predicted model, not a curated record.